CAGGGUCCAGGGAGAGCGGAUAUAGUGAAUGCAGGGUCGGGGGGACACUGGACAUAAUGAAUGCAGGGUCCAUGGAGAGCGGAUAUAGUGAAUGCAGGGUCCGGGGAGACCAGAUAUAGUGAAUGCAGGGUCCGGGGGGACCGGAUAUAGUGUAUGCAGAGUCCAGGAAGAGUGGAUAUAGUGAAUGCAGGAUACUGGGAGACCAGAUAUAGUGAAUGCAGGGUCCGGGAAGACCAGUUAUUUUGAAUUCAGGGUCCAGGAGACCAGAUAUAGUGAAUUCAGGGUCCUGGGAGAUCAAUUAGGAGACAGAGGACAGAGCAUUGUCACCCCAUAACAGGAAGUGUCUGAACAAGG
Messenger RNA from Staurois parvus, 354 nucleotides. Lineage: Eukaryota; Metazoa; Chordata; Amphibia; Anura; Ranidae. The record is from the annotation of a GenBank genome assembly.